CGCUCUCCCUCCGGCUCCUCCGGGCGGCCGCCGCGCUCCGGACUCGCCCGCCCGCGCCGGGGCUCCCGCCCCACGCAGCGUCCCGAGGCUGCAGGACUGGGAGAGCCCCGGGCCGCUCCCCGAGGCUCCUGGCCCGGACGGCCUCUCGUCCCCGAAGGACCCCUGCGCUCAGGGACCAUGGCGCACCCCAGACUCCGGAGCUGCCAAGGCGCUGCCUGGUGAUCCGGCCGCGGCGGCGCCAGGGGGGCGCGGGCGGGGACCCCGGGGGGCCGUCCAUGCCCCGGGUGCGGCCGCGCCCCCUCCCCCUCCAGCCGGGCGCCUCCACGGCUGGGCGGCGUUCAGGGCCGCGGGCCUGUCCGGGUGCCCCGUCGGGGGCGGCGCCCCGGCGGCCGCGCUGAGGCCGCCAUGUGACGCGGCGCCGCUCCGUCCUGCCACCAAGCGGCGACGCCCUGGUACCUCCCGUCCAUGCUCCUGGGCCCGGGGCCCCUCGCAGGCCAAGCAUGAGGCCGCGGCCCGACGGUCGGGGGCUCCGGGUGGGAGCGGCGCUGUCGCCCGCGAUGCUGCUGCUGCUGCUGCUGAUGCCGCCGCCGCCGCCGGGACCCCUGUGGGCGGCGGGCACGCCUGCGCCCUCGGCGUCCGGGGCUGCGCAGAACGGCGCGCCGGGCGCGGGCCGCGUGAAGCGCGGCUGGGUGUGGAACCAGUUCUUCGUGGUGGAAGAGUACACGGGCACCGAGCCCCUGUACGUGGGCAAGAUCCACUCGGACUCAGACGAGGGUGACGGGGCCAUCAAGUACACCAUCUCAGGCGAGGGCGCUGGCACCAUCUUCCUGAUCGACGAGCUGACGGGCGACAUCCACGCCAUGGAGCGCCUGGACCGGGAGCAGAAAACCUUCUACACGCUGCGGGCUCAAGCUCGGGACCGCGCCACCAACCGCCUGCUGGAGCCUGAGUCGGAGUUCAUCAUCAAGGUGCAGGACAUCAACGACAGCGAGCCCCGCUUCCUGCACGGCCCCUACAUUGGCAGCGUGGCCGAGCUCUCGCCCACAGGCACGUCGGUGAUGCAGGUGAUGGCCUCAGAUGCGGAUGACCCCACGUACGGCAGCAGCGCUCGACUGGUGUACAGCGUGCUGGAUGGCGAGCACCACUUCACCGUGGACCCCAAGACCGGCGUGAUCCGGACGGCCGUGCCUGACCUUGACCGCGAGAGCCAGGAGCGCUACGAGGUGGUGAUCCAGGCCACCGACAUGGCGGGCCAGCUGGGCGGCCUCUCCGGCUCCACAACCGUCACCAUCGUGGUCACCGACGUCAACGACAACCCGCCCCGGUUCCCGCAGAAGAUGUACCAGCUCAGCAUUCAGGAGUCGGCCCCCAUCGGCACAGCCGUGGGACGCGUGAAGGCCGAGGACUCGGACGUGGGUGAAAACACAGACAUGACUUACCACCUCAGGGAGGAGAGCGGCAGCGGCGGCCAAGUGUUCAAGGUCACCACAGACAGCGACACUCAGGAGGCCAUCAUCGUAGUGCAGAAGCGCCUGGACUUCGAGUCCCAGCCCGUGCACACCGUGGUCCUGGAGGCGCUCAACAAGUUCGUGGAUCCCCGCUUCGCUGACCUGGGCACGUUCCGCGACCAGGCGAUCGUGCGCGUGGCCGUGACCGACGUGGACGAGCCCCCCGAGUUCCAGCAGCCCUCCGGCCUCCUGGAGGUACAGGAGGACGCGCAGGUGGGCUCCCUGGUCGGCGUGGUGACGGCGCGGGACCCCGACGCCGCCAACCGGCCCGUCCGGUACGCCAUUGACCGCGACUCGGAUCUGGACCAGAUUUUUGAUAUCGAUGCGGACACGGGCGCCAUCGUAACCGGCAAGGGGCUGGACCGAGAGACUGCCGGCUGGCACAACAUCACUGUGCUGGCCAUGGAGGCGGACAAUCAUGCCCAGCUCUCCCGGGCAUCCCUAAGGAUCCGAAUCCUGGAUGUGAACGACAAUCCCCCAGAGCUGGCCACACCCUACGAGGCAGCCGUGUGUGAGGAUGCCGAGCCAGGCCAGCUCAUCCAGACCAUCAGUGUGGUAGACAGAGACGAGCCCCAGAGCGGGCACCGCUUCUAUUUCCGCCUGGUGCCUGAAGCUCCCAGCAACCCUCAUUUCUCUCUGCUCAACAUCCAAGACAAUACAGCCGCGGUGCACACGCAGCACAUGGGCUUCAACCGGCAGGAGCAGGACGUGUUCUUCCUGCCCAUCCUGGUGGUGGACAGCGGGCCGCCCACACUGAGCAGCACGGGGACGCUCACCAUCCGCAUCUGUGGCUGCGACAGCUCCGGCACCAUACAGUCCUGCAACACCACGGCCUUUGUCAUGGCCGCCUCCCUCAGCCCCGGAGCCCUCAUCGCCCUCUUGGUCUGUGUCCUCAUCCUGGUCGUGCUGGUGUUGCUGAUCCUCACCCUCAGGCGCCACCACAAGAGCCACCUGAGCUCCGACGAGGACGAGGACAUGCGCGACAACGUCAUCAAAUACAACGACGAGGGGGGCGGCGAGCAGGACACCGAAGCCUACGACAUGUCGGCGCUGCGAAGCCUCUACGACUUCGGCGAGCUCAAGGGCGGCGGCGACGGCAGCGGCGGCGUGGGCCCUGGCGGAGGCGCGGGGAGCCCCCCGCAGGCCCGCCUGCCUUCGGAGCGCCACUCGCUGCCGCAGGGACCGCCGAGCACCGAGCCGGACUUCUCGGUGUUCAGGGACUUCAUCAGCCGCAAGGUGGCGCUGGCGGACGGGGACCUGUCGGUGCCGCCCUACGACGCCUUCCAGACCUACGCCUUCGAGGGCGCGGACUCGCCAGCCGCCUCGCUCAGCUCGCUGCACAGCGGCUCGUCGGGCUCCGAGCAGGACUUUGCCUAUCUCAGCAGCUGGGGCCCCCGGUUCCGGCCCCUGGCCGCCCUCUACGCCGGCCACCGCCCAGAAGGCGAGGCCCCGGCCUCCUAGCCCGCCCUCCCUGCAGCCCAGGACCCAACUGGACCCCAGGACAAAGCACGUCCCCUGCUCACCCCCUUCCCCCAACCCUCCCAGGGCGGCCGGACAGGAGGGGGACCUUGUUCGGGCAGCGGACUCCCCGACGGCAUCCCUCCCCUGGGGUGGGGGAGGGGGGGCGUGGGGGUUAGGCAGCUUUUGCGCAGAAGUGCGGGAAUUAUGACCAACAUCAUUAAAACUGCAGCGAGAACGGGCACUGCGUGACUCUGGGGUUAGACAGGAAGAGAGGGUGGCGUGGAUCCCUCCUGGCUUAGGGGAGAAGCUGGGGGGAGGACGCUGCAGAAGUGCCCCCCCAGGAAUGCCCCAUCAGAGUUAAGAGGAAAGAAGGGCUGUUCAUUUACUAAGCACCUACUGUGUGCUGGGCCUGUACAAAGACCAUCUUAGUCAUCACACAAACCUCGAGGUGGGGCCCUGCAGGUAACAGUUGGAGAAAGGCACCCAGAGAAGUGGCUGGGACCUGUCCAAGGA
Molecule: messenger RNA, 3482 nt
Organism: Balaenoptera musculus (blue whale)
Lineage: Eukaryota; Metazoa; Chordata; Mammalia; Artiodactyla; Balaenopteridae
Gene: CDH22
Product: cadherin 22
Exons: 12
Coding region: 501-2969 (822 amino acids)
Biological process (GO): multicellular organism development; adherens junction organization; calcium-dependent cell-cell adhesion
Cellular component (GO): adherens junction; catenin complex; plasma membrane
Molecular function (GO): cadherin binding; calcium ion binding
Source: RefSeq, a predicted model, not a curated record